AUGACCCUUGGCCACCGACCCUCCAGCCUUGCCAUCAUCUCUAUCCUGCUAGCCUUGCUGCUAGAUGGCCCUGCAUUGGCCUCAGAGAUUGUGGGGGGCCGGCCAGCCAGGCCCCACGCGUGGCCCUUCAUGGUGUCCCUGCAGCAGCGUGGAGGCCACUUCUGCGGUGGUACCCUGAUUGCCCCCAACUUUGUCAUGUCAGCUGCGCACUGCACAAACGGCUUAAACUUCCGGUUGGUGCAGGUGGUGCUGGGUGCACAUGACCUGAGUCAGCAGGAGCCCACCCGGCAGACAUUUACUAUCCAGCGUGUUUUUGAAAAUGGCUUCGACCCCAUACGUUUGCUGAAUGACAUCGUGAUUCUCCAGCUCAACGGGUCGGCCACCAUUAACGCCAACGUGCAGGUGGCCCGGCUGCCAUCCCAGGACCGCGGGGUGGGCAAUGGGACACGGUGCCUGGCUGUGGGCUGGGGCCGGCUGGGCACAAACCGGCCGGUGCCCAGCAUCCUUCAGGAGCUCAACGUGACCGUGGUGACUUCGCUCUGCCGUCGUGCCAACGUAUGCACACUUGUGAGACACCGGCGGGCUGGAAUCUGCUUUGGAGACUCUGGUGGCCCCCUGGUCUGCAAUGGAGUGGUCCAUGGGGUUGACUCCUUUAUCCGGGGAGGCUGCGGCUCUGGCUUCUAUCCAGAUGCCUUCGCUCCAGUGGCACAGUUUGCAGACUGGAUCAACUCUAUCAUCCGCAGCCCCAGGGACCACUUUCUUCCCCAGCCCAGGAACCCUGCUAGCUGGAUCCACUAAGAAAGGCUGCCUUGGUCAGACCUACUCAGCUGCUCACAAUUGCAUUC
This is a messenger RNA of Otolemur garnettii (small-eared galago), 845 nucleotides long. It is a transcript of the gene ELANE, whose product is annotated as elastase, neutrophil expressed. Gene Ontology annotation, molecular function: serine-type endopeptidase activity. The transcript has 5 exons. NCBI's taxonomy places the organism in Eukaryota, Metazoa, Chordata, Mammalia, Primates, Galagidae. The record is from RefSeq and is a predicted model, not a curated record. Gene Ontology annotation, biological process: acute inflammatory response to antigenic stimulus; proteolysis. The coding region runs from base 1 to 798 and encodes 265 amino acids.